Molecule: messenger RNA, 495 nt
Organism: Carassius gibelio (silver crucian carp)
Lineage: Eukaryota; Metazoa; Chordata; Actinopteri; Cypriniformes; Cyprinidae
Exons: 5
Coding region: 1-495 (164 amino acids)
Cellular component (GO): centrosome
Source: RefSeq, a predicted model, not a curated record
AUGAAAGAAGAAAACUGCUCUUCUCCACUCCGACUCCCUCCAAUCUUGAGGCAACCGUUAAGCAUCACUGGACUCUAUAUUCCAAGGGACAACAGGGUGUACCCAAAGAGCAACCAUGAAGAGCUAAGCCAGCAGGCUUAUGGAAAAAAGACUUUAAGUUCCCAGAAUGAUUAUAUCCCUUCAGUCAUUAAGGGACAUCGACACUUUGGCUUUGGAGGAUCAGUGUUGCCUGAGUCUGUAAUCGUUCAGCAAUAUUAUGACCUCACCCAAACCAAGAGAAGUAAUAUCCGACUGAAUGACCAGCUGGUCCCCAAACCAACAGACAUCGACAUGAGUAAGAAGAUGAUUAAAGUCGAUAUUCCAAGAGAACAUCCCUACAGCUCCCACAUCUCCCGGUAUCCCGCUAUAUUUCCAUCAUACCGAUCCCCAGUACAGCCCUCCAGUGCUUCUGCUCCUGUUCUCGUGUGGAGGCAUCAUCAAAGAACAAAAAUAUAA